This is a messenger RNA of Necator americanus (New World hookworm), 459 nucleotides long. RefSeq lists its product as uncharacterized. Bases 1 to 459 code for a protein of 152 amino acids. The record is from RefSeq and is a predicted model, not a curated record. Lineage: Eukaryota; Metazoa; Nematoda; Chromadorea; Rhabditida; Ancylostomatidae. The transcript has 3 exons. Gene Ontology annotation, biological process: IRE1-mediated unfolded protein response; protein refolding; response to heat. Gene Ontology annotation, cellular component: nucleus; cytoplasm.
AUGUCGUUGUGGUCGGGACGCCGCCAUGAUCCUUUUUUCGAUGAUUUCUUUGAUCGUAAGGAUCCGUUUUCUUUCUCAAACAGAUGGAGAAGCAUAGAACCGUACUGGCGAGAUGCUGAUCACUCAGUUCUUCAUGUUGCGAACCAGACACAGGAGGUUGUAAAUGACGACAAGAAGUUUGUUGUUGCACUUGACGUCUCACAAUUCAAACCUGAAGAAAUUAGCGUGCAUAUUCAAGAUCGUGAACUUAUUAUCGAAGGGAAACAAGAGCACAAAAGCGGGACCGGGUAUAUGCAAAGAUCAUUCGUGCGCAAAUGGACUCUCCCGAACGAUGUCGAUCUUGACUCGGUGCGCACUGAGUUGACAAACGUUGGUCAUUUGAAUGUGGAGGCACCGAAGAUUGGCCAAAACACUUACAAGAGGGAGAUUCCUAUUGUACCUGCUCCCCAUAAUAAGUGA